GUGUCAAGCUAGUAAACAAUGCUAGAAGUUAGCAACACUUUCCAUACAAAAGGCUGCUUAAACGAUGGUUUCCGUGAUGAGGAGAGACGCAGCGGACACGGCAGAGAGCUGCAGUAAAAUGUCUAAGUCCGAGGUUCUGAGAGGUUUUGUUACCGAGAGACUCGCCGCCGCCUCCCAGGAAAUCUUAGCGGCCGUGGACAGACUCGUAGCCGGGUACGAGGAGGAGGCGUCGGGCUUCAGAGAGGAGAUCGACCGGCAGAGGAGACAGCUGGAGCUUCUCCUGCAGCCUCGGGUCAUACUCAACAAAGCCGGUGUGAAGUGCAGCAGGGGCCUCCGCCAUGUACAGGAAGAGGAGAAUGAAGAUGAGGACAAUGAGAAAAUGUAUCUGAAUAAUGGGAAGCCAUCAAGGUCUUUUUCCUCCAGAGGUCAGUUUAAGCAGAGGAAGCAAGGCAGACCUCAGAUCAGGAUCAGCAUCCAGGAGGACCCACAGACUGAAGUACUUUCAAAAAAUGAUGUUCAGCAUCUGUUCGUGAUUAAAGAAGAGGUUCCCCCUGAGUUGAGCCCUCGUGUGGAACAGGAGGAACCAAAGAGCCCAAACAUUAAAGAGGAACAGGAGGAACUCCGGACCAGUCAGGAGGGAGAGCAGCUUCAAAGGUUGGAGGAGACUGAUGAUGCCAUGUUCCCACUCACUCCUGUCCAUGUGAAGAAUGAAGAUGAUGAUGAUGAUGAUCCUCAGUCUUCACAGCCUCAUCCAAGACGAACUGAAGAGAGCAGAGAGGCAGAGCCUCCGUCCAGCAGUUCAGCUCAGCAGAUGGAAACAGAGGCUGAUGGAGACGACUGUGGAGGAUAUAAACCAGACAGGAACUUAGAUCCACAUGGUCAUCUUCAACCAGACACAGAUGAAGAGGCCACAGAGUCCUCCGAGACUGAAGACAGUGACAUUGAUUGGAAGGAAACCAGAGCACCUGAGUCAGGUUUGAAAAGUAAAGAAGUCCAUGUAAGUGAUAAACGAUGUAACUCUGGUGAGAAAAUUUUCAGUUGCUCUGAGUGUGGGAACAAAUUUAGCAGAAAGUGUGUUCUGCAGAGACACAUGAAUGAACAUACAGGAGAAAAACCAUUUCGUUGUGAUGUUUGUGGGAAAAGAUUUAAGGUGCGGGGGAAUCUUAGGUGGCACAUGAAAGCCCAUACAGGAGAGAGACAAUUUGGUUGUGAUGUUUGUGGGAAAGAAUUUUACCGACAGGAUCAUCUUACUGGGCACAUGAGAGUCCAUACAGGAGAGAGACCAUUUGGUUGUGAUGUUUGUGGGAAAAGAUUUAAGGUGCAGGGGGACCUUACAAUGCACAUUAGAAUCCAUACAGGAGAGAAACCAUGUGGUUGUGAUGUUUGUGGGAAACGAUUUAGGCGGCAGGGGGAUCUUAAUGGGCACAUGAAAGUCCAUUCAAAAGAGAAACCCUUUAGUUGCAGUGUUUGUGGGAAAAGAUUCAAGGGACAGGGGAAUCUUAAGUGGCAUAUGAAAGUCCAUACGGGAGAGACACCAUAUGAUUGUGAUGUUUGUGGGAAAAGAUUUCACCGACAGGAUCAUCUUACGGUGCACACAAGAGUCCAUACAGGCGAGAAACCAUUUGGUUGUGAUGUUUGUGGGAAAAGAUUUAACCAACAGCAACAUCUUAAGAUGCACAUGAGAGUACAUACAGGAGAGAAACCGUUCAGUUGCAGUCUUUGUGGGAAAAGAUAUACGCGACAGGGCGAACUUACGGUGCACCAGAGAGUCCAUACAGGAGAGAAACCAUUUGGUUGUGAUGUUUGUGGGAAAAGAUUUCAUAGACAGUGGCUUUUUAAGGUUCACAUGAGAGUUCAUACAGGAGAGAAACCUUUGAAUUGCAGUUUUUGUGGUGAACAAUUUAUGUAUCGUUCAACCAGCGUUAACCAUAUGAAGACAUGUAAACACAAGUAUGUUACUGAGGGCAGCAGCAGUAACUGAAGCUUCACAGUUGCUGGUUGAAAUGAACUGGAAGACCUCAUCACAGCAUCAUUGAAAUGCAGAGCACAGGUAACAUUCACCGGUGAAAUUUGUAUGAAAGUGUAUCACAAGUUAACGGUAUUGUUCUAUGUCAUUCUUACACGUUUGUAUUUUUUUUAUUGUUUAACUGGGUUUCAUUAUUGCCCAUAUCUAUCUGUAUACUAAAUUAUUUUGUCAUUGUGACAGUUUGAGUUUAUGUAUUUUUGUUUGAGAAAUAAAUUCAGACUUAAUUUAUUUCAGUUACUGAUGAAACAAGUUGUAACUGUACAAUAUUGUUGUAUUGCUUUGAGACUUUGGGUGAUGGCUGGAUGUUGAAGUGUUUUCCAGUCAAGGGGAGAAGAUUUUGUACAUUUAGUUGAUGAUUUAAAUGUAGUACUUGUAAUAAUUUUUACAUUGUUGUAUUAUUACUUUUAAUAAAAUAAAGAAUACUUUUUCCUCCACAUUUUCACAAAAUAGGGUACGGUACAGUUUAGCAAAACUGUUCAAACAAAAAGUAAAAGAAUAGUAAAAUUUAGUGACCCUCUAGUUUUUCUCAAAUAUCUAAUUUCACUCUACAUAAAACAAAAU
This is a messenger RNA of Seriola aureovittata, 2587 nucleotides long. RefSeq names its product gastrula zinc finger protein XlCGF57.1-like. The record is from RefSeq and is a predicted model, not a curated record. The transcript is spliced from 4 exons. Gene Ontology annotation, biological process: regulation of transcription by RNA polymerase II. Bases 65 to 1981 code for a protein of 638 amino acids. Gene Ontology annotation, cellular component: nucleus. Lineage: Eukaryota; Metazoa; Chordata; Actinopteri; Carangiformes; Carangidae. Gene Ontology annotation, molecular function: DNA-binding transcription factor activity, RNA polymerase II-specific; RNA polymerase II cis-regulatory region sequence-specific DNA binding.